This is a messenger RNA of Fusarium verticillioides 7600, 646 nucleotides long. RefSeq lists its product as hypothetical. The record is from RefSeq and is a predicted model, not a curated record. The coding region runs from base 127 to 453 and encodes 108 amino acids. Lineage: Eukaryota; Fungi; Ascomycota; Sordariomycetes; Hypocreales; Nectriaceae. The transcript has 2 exons.
UGAUCCUCAUUUGUUCGCGGCCUCUUUAUCUUGCUGAUAUCACGCAUCAGGGUCCCGCCGCCUGGGUUUUCCAGGCUAUCCAGCAUAAGAGACGAGUCAGUGCUCAUAAUAUACUCAUACGUAUCCAUGAAUUGGAAAUCAAACAUAUCGCCAAAGCCGAUUCCACCUGAGCUGUCGGGUGCAUCUCCAUGGGCUUCUACGGAUUGGCGGCACCCUAUCAGCCCGGUAUUUGAACCACCUUCGCCGCCUGAAGGCAUAUGCCUGUCAAUGAUAGGCGCAACUCUUGAGGAUUCUAAUAAAUGCGACUUUCGCAUCUGUGCCUUUUGUCUGUGGUGGUGUACAGACCGCAGGACGGCAUCAAACAUGACUGAUGCCCCCAAGCGACCGGUGACAAGAAGGCCCCUCGGGAGUAAGUCCUUGGCGUCAUUCUCGCCUGAGUCUUCAAUCAUGUAACCGCGCGCAACUUCUAUCAACCGUUGAAUGAUCUCGGCAGCACGUGUGCGAUCUGGAUGUAACGGUUCUAUUCUGGAAAUCGCGUGUGCAUCUGCAAGGCGUGACAUAGCAAGGGUUAUAUCCUGCGGUUUCAUACUCGAAUGCGAGAGAAGAACCCGGAAAAUAAAUGUAGCGGCAAAGAACAUAUAGCUGA